Paracoccidioides lutzii Pb01 is the source of this 963-nucleotide messenger RNA. RefSeq lists its product as hypothetical. The coding region runs from base 1 to 963 and encodes 320 amino acids. The record is from RefSeq and is a predicted model, not a curated record. Gene Ontology annotation, cellular component: endoplasmic reticulum membrane. Gene Ontology annotation, biological process: regulation of store-operated calcium entry. The transcript has a single exon.
AUGAUGCGCACUCAUCCAACUCUCCUCUCCUUCCUGCUCUUCCCCCUCAUCCUCCUCCUUGCCCUCCCCCAAACCCACGCCUAUAACCCCGCCAAAGCCCCCAACUCCAGAGACGCUGUCCGCCUCUCAUCCAUCAAAUCCCUAACCCUCUACGCAAACCGCAAAACUACCCACCGCCGCCUCCCCGCCAUCCAACAACUAACCUGCAUCGGCCCCUCGAAAAAGAUAUGUGCGCUCUACACUCCCGAUGUCAUGCGCUGCACAAACCAAGGUCACGGCUACGACGAGAAUGACAUCCAGUGGACGUGCACGGCGCAGUUGCCGCCAGAGUUUAAGCUGGGGAGCACCGAUGUUAUCUACGAGGGGUAUCGAGAUGCGAAGGACCCGUGGGUGCUUAGGGGUAGCGGUGGGGUGGAGUAUCAGCUGUUAUUAACGGAGAGGGGAGAGGCGAAGUAUGGAAAGCUUGUGGCUGGGGGCUUGUUUGAGGGUGGAGGUGGCUGGUUGCGUUUACUGGGGGAGCUGUUGUUUUUCUUUUUCUUUUUCGGGGUGCUGGUGGUUAUUGUGCUGGCGGCUUUGGGUUGUAUUGAUGGCGGUCGCCGGGGUGGCGGUGGACAGAGGAGGGGUGGUGGCUUGGGGUGGGGUGGAUGGGGACCGGGAUGGGGACCUGGAGGAGGAGGAGGAGGGUGGGGCGGGUGGGGCGGAUGGAAUGAUCCGCCGCCUCCAUAUGACUAUCCGGGAUACAGGAAACAGGAGUCAUGGAGGCCUGGUUUCUGGACGGGUGCAGCAGCGGGGAGUGCGGCGGGGUAUGCCAUGGGGAGACAAAGUGGGUCGAGGUCGGGAUCAGGAUGGGGAUGGGGGUCGAAUAGAGCGGAAAGCUCAAGGGGCAGCUCUUCUCGUCCGUCGUUUUCACCUUCUCCCUCUACGUUGGAGAGAACCGGGUUUGGGUCUACGAGACGGCGGUAA